CCCACGGUCGACGUUUCAUGACAGAGACCAAAGGUGGCCUUGGGGUGGAAGAAGAUCUGCCCUCUUCUUCUUCCUCCUCCUCUUUCUCCUCCUCGGUACCCGGGUUCAGCACCGUGGACAGCUCCCCGCCUUCAACCUUAAACCGCCGCCUGCGGUUGGGUCGUCAAACACCGAGCAGGAGAGCAGGAAGCCGGCUGCACGCUGAGCGAUUCUAGAGACUUUUACCCCUUUUUCUUUUCUUUUUCUACCAUCCCAAGCGACGGAUGUGACAGUGCUGAAGAGUGUUUUUUUUGGGGGAGUUCAGGGAAACACCAUGAUCUCACGGUAUAAACCGAGUCCCGGUUCCACCAUGUCCUUGGCGUUCUGUGGGAACGAGAAUAACUCGGUGGCCUACAACGUGGAUGGAGGGGUUCUGAACAACGGCUGUUUCCUGGAUGCGCUCAAUGUGGUGCCACAUGUCUUCCUCCUCUUCAUCACCUUUCCAAUCCUCUUCAUCGGCUGGGGCAGCCAGAGCUCAAAGGUCCACAUCCACCACAGCACCUGGCUUCACUUUCCUGGUCACAACCUGCGCUGGCUGCUCACCUUUGUCCUGCUUUUCAUCCUCGUCUGUGAGAUCGCAGAGGGCAUCGUCUCUGAUGGGUUCAGCCAAUCCCUCCAUCUUCACCUGUACAUGCCUGCAGGUUUGGCCUUCAUGGCUGGCAUCACCUCUAUUAUCUACUAUCAUAACAUCGAGACCUCCAACUUUCCCAAACUGCUAUUAGCCCUGCUGAUCUACUGGGUGCUGGCCUUCAUCAUGAAGACCAUCAAGUUUGCCAAGUACACCGAGCAUGGCAUCGGCCCCAGGCAGCUACGUUACUGCAUCACCGGGCUGCUGGUGCUGCUGUAUGGACUCCUGCUAGCAGUGGAGAUCAAUGUCAUCCUGGGCAGGCGCUACGUGUGUUUCGCCGACCCCCCUGAGGUGAAGCCUCCCGAGGACCUCCAGGACCUCGGUGUUCGUUUCCUGCAGCCCUUCGUCAACCUGCUGUCCAAAGCCACCUACUGGUGGAUGAACACCUUCAUUACAUCCGCUCACAGACGACCAAUUGACCUCAAGGUCAUCGGCAAGCUGCCCAUAGCGAUGAGAGCCCUCACCAACUACAUUAAGCUUCGCAAGGCCUUUGAUGACCAGAAGAGGCCGCAGGACACAGCACCCCAGGGCCCGAAGUUGAUCUGGCAGGCCUUGAGGAAAGCGUUUGGCAGACCCCUCAUCCUCAGCAUCACAUUCCGCUUCCUGGCUGACCUGCUGGGCUUCGCUGGCCCUCUAUGCAUCUCUGGCAUCGUCCACCACAUCAGCAAGGACAACCGCACCAUUCAGCAGCCGAUGACAUUGCUGGGGAUCUAUUUCAUUUCCUCCAAGGAGUUUUUGGAGAAUGCGUAUGUGCUGGCUGUGCUGCUCUUCUUGGCCCUACUCCUGCAGAGGACCUUCCUCCAGGCCUCCUACUACGUGGCUAUUGAAACAGGCAUCAACCUGCGCGGGGCCAUACAGACAAAAAUCUACAACAAGAUCAUGCGUCUGUGCACCUCCAAUAUGUCCAUGGGCGAGUUAACUGUUGCUCAGAUCUGCAACCUGGUUGCCAUAGAUACCAACCAGCUCAUGUGGUUCUUCUUCCUCUGUCCUAACCUGUGGGCCAUGCCAGUACAGAUAAUUGUGGGAGUGAUCCUGCUCUACUACCUCUUGGGAAUCAGUGCCUUGAUUGGAGCGACCGUCAUCGCUGUGUUAGCUCCUGUCCAAUACUUUGUGGCCACCAAGCUGUCCCAAACACAAAAGAGCACUCUGGAAUACUCCAGUGAACGUCUAAAGAAGACCAAUGAGCUCCUGCGGGGCAUCAAGCUGCUGAAGCUGUACGCCUGGGAGCACAUUUUCUGUGACAGUGUGGAGGAGACCAGGAGCAAAGAGCUCACCAGCCUGAAGGCCUUCGCUCUUUACUCAUCAAUAUCCAUUUUCAUGAAUGCAGCUAUUCCCAUCGCAGCUGUAUUAACGACGUUUGUGGUUCAUGUUCACAUCUCGGAGGACGCUGAUCUGUCCCCAGCUGUGGCCUUUGCCUCUCUGUCCCUCUUUCACAUCCUGGUCACCCCCCUCUUCCUGCUCUCCAGCGUGGUGCGCUCCACUGUCAAGGCUCUUGUUAGUGUUCAAAAGCUCAGCGAGUUUUUCUCAAGCGAUGAGAUUGGAGACGAACAGGAGCCCAGAGUAAUGUUAACCCCUGGCUCCAGCAAUCACAACCAAAACAGAUACCAGGCUGUGUCAUCCUCUAAAUCUUUCCCUUCAUCCUCCUCCUCCUCUUUGUCCCGACACCUCCAGCCCCUGAAGGUGGUGAACCGGAAGCGCCCCCCGAGGGACGACUGGAACAACUACAGCUCACAGGGGGACCACGAGAGCGACGGACCCUCCCAGGACAUGGACCAAGACAUCUGUAUCAAGAUAAGUAGUGGUUAUUUCACCUGGACCGAUGGACCACCAACACUUUCUAACGUGGACAUCAAGAUUCCUAUUGGUAAGCUGACUAUGAUCGUGGGACAAGUGGGUUGUGGAAAAUCGUCUCUGUUGCUGGCGGCGCUCGGAGAGAUGCAGAAAGUAUCGGGAACAGUCACCUGGAACAGCUUGCCAACCCUGGAGUCUGAGGGAGAUGAAAGUCCCACAGACAGAGAUGCAGCAGCUGAUGGAGACAUCAGGAAGAGAGGCGCUGUGGCCUACGCUUCCCAGAAGCCCUGGCUGUUGAAUGCGACACUGGUGGAGAACAUCACCUUCGAGAUGCCCAUGAUUAAACCGAGGUACAAAGCUGUCAUCGAGGCAUGCUCUCUUCAGCCUGACAUCGACAUCCUUCCACAGGGUGACCAGACAGAGAUUGGGGAGCGGGGUAUCAUCCUGUCAGGUGGACAGAAACAGCGUAUCAGCGUAGCCAGAGCCUUGUAUCAGCAGACCAACCUGGUCUUUCUGGAUGACCCAUUCUCUGCCUUAGACAUCCAUCUGAGUGACCAUCUAAUGCAGGACGGCAUCCUCAAGCUCCUGAGAGAGGAGAAGAGAACGGUGGUGUUGGUCACACACAAACUUCAGUAUCUACUACACGCAGACUGGAUCAUUGCCAUGAAAGAUGGCACCAUCCAGACUGAGGGGACUCUGAAGGACAUCCAGAACUCUGAGCCAGAACUCUUUGAACAGUGGAAAACCCUGAUGCACAGACAGGACCAGGAGUUUGAGACGGAGACAGUGGCAGCGAGUAUGACAGAUCUGGAGAGGAAAAACCUGCGGAGGGCCAUGUACUCCAGAGAGGCUGCCAGGACUGAAGAGGACGAGGAAGCAUCAGGUGCUGCCCUCAUGUUCGAUCAAGCAGAGGAAUCCGUGGAGAGUGACGAUGACGACAACAUGUCGCAGGUGAUGCGUCAGCGCGCCACCAUCCCCUGGCGCUCCUGUGGCAUCUACCUGUCCUCCGCGGGGCUCCUCCUGCUCACCGUGCUCCUCCUGUCACAGCUCCUCAAACACUCCCUCAUGGUCGCCAUCGACUACUGGCUGGCACACUGGACGUCACAUGUCAUCAGAGCCAAGACCGACGCCAUCGCUCGAAACUGUACCAUCGUCCAGUACUGUGGCUUCAGUCAUUCGUGGUAUCUGUCGGUCUUCAGUGUGCUGUGCUGCCUGGGCAUCAUCCUGUGUCUGGCCACCUCUGUGGCCGUGGAGUGGACUGGCCUCAAAGUGGCCAAGGAGCUCCACCACGACCUCCUCAACAAGAUCAUACUGGCCCCCAUGAGGCUGUUUGAGACAACUCCGCUCGGCAGCAUCCUCAACCGGUUUUCCACAGACACAAACACAAUCGACCAGCACAUCCCCACCACCCUGGAGUGCCUCUCCCGCUCCACCCUGCUGUGUGUGUCCGCCCUGGGCGUCAUCUCCUACGUGACCCCCGUCUUCCUCAUCGCCCUCCUGCCGCUGGCCGUCACCUGCUACUUCAUCCAGAAAUACUUCCGGGUGGCUUCCAGGGACCUGCAGCAGUUGGAGGACAGCACCCAACUCCCUUUACUCUCCCACUUCUCUGAGACAGUGGAAGGUCUCACCACUAUAAGGGCCCUCAGGUACGAGCCCAGGUUCAGACAGAGGUUACUGCAGUUCACUGAUGCCAACAACAUCGCCUCUCUCUUCCUCACAGCAGCAAACCGUUGGCUGGAAGUCCGCAUGGAAUAUAUUGGAGCCUGUGUGGUAUUAGUGGCAGCCGUGGCCUCCAUCACAAACUCUCUCUACAACCAGCUGUCCACAGGUCUGGUGGGGCUGGGACUGACGUACGCACUCAUGGUAUCCAACUACAUGAACUGGAUGGUGCGUAACCUGGCCGACAUGGAAGUGCAGCUUGGCUCAGUCAAGAGGAUUAACGGCCUGCUCAAAACUGAACCAGAGAAUUAUGAGGGGCUGCUCACCGUGUCUCAGGUCCCUGAUGGCUGGCCCCGGCAGGGAGAGAUCAAGAUCCAGAAUCUGAGCGUCCGAUACGAUGCCACGCUGAAGCCCGUGCUCAAAAAUGUCAACGCACACAUCAGCCCCGGGCAGAAGGUGGGGAUCUGUGGCAGGACGGGCAGUGGCAAAUCCUCUUUCUCCUUGGCCUUCUUCCGCAUGGUGGACAUGUUUGAGGGGAGGAUUGUGAUUGAUGACAUCGACAUCGCCAAGCUGCCUCUGCAGACCCUCAGGUCUCGCUUGUCCAUCAUCCUCCAAGACCCCAUCCUGUUCAGCGGCACCAUCCGGUUCAACCUGGACCCAGAGAUGAAGGCUACAGAUGAGAUGCUCUGGGAAGCUCUGGACAUUGCUCAGUUGAAGCCUGUUGUUAAAUCCCUUCCAGGAGGCCUGGAUGCUGCAGUGACGGAGGGAGGAGAGAACUUCAGUCAGGGUCAGAGACAGUUGUUCUGUCUGGCCAGAGCCUUCGUCAGGAAGAGCAGCAUCCUCAUCAUGGACGAAGCAACAGCGUCCAUAGACAUGGCAACGGAGAGCAUCCUGCAGAAAGUGGUGAUGACUGCUUUUGCUGACCGAACAGUAGUUAUUAUAGCACAUCGUGUCCACACUAUCCUGAAUGCCGACCUGGUGAUUGUGAUGAAGCGCGGGAUCAUCCUGGAGUACGACAGGCCCGAGGCCCUGCUGGACAAGGAGGACAGUGUCUUCACCUCCUUCGUGCGAGCAGACAAGUAGCACAAGAACAGUCACAGAAGGAGAGGAAGCAUUAAAGGAAGACAUUCAAAGUGCAAUUGUCCCAUGGAAUAUAUUCCUUUUAUUUUUUAAUCAUGUAUUAUAUUUGUACAUACAAAAGCUAAUUCUUUGUUAAUAAAACAUAAAUUAUCAUUUA
Dicentrarchus labrax (European seabass) is the source of this 5354-nucleotide messenger RNA. RefSeq names its product ATP-binding cassette, sub-family C (CFTR/MRP), member 8 (gene abcc8). Gene Ontology annotation, biological process: potassium ion transport; transmembrane transport. Gene Ontology annotation, molecular function: ATP binding; ABC-type transporter activity; ATP hydrolysis activity. The transcript is spliced from 40 exons. The record is from RefSeq and is a predicted model, not a curated record. NCBI's taxonomy places the organism in Eukaryota, Metazoa, Chordata, Actinopteri, Moronidae. Bases 314 to 5200 code for a protein of 1628 amino acids. Gene Ontology annotation, cellular component: membrane.